Messenger RNA from Copidosoma floridanum, 1983 nucleotides. RefSeq lists its product as uncharacterized. NCBI's taxonomy places the organism in Eukaryota, Metazoa, Arthropoda, Insecta, Hymenoptera, Encyrtidae. Gene Ontology annotation, molecular function: acyltransferase activity, transferring groups other than amino-acyl groups. The record is from RefSeq and is a predicted model, not a curated record.
GGCGCCUGGCUAGUGGUGCUGCUCCGCUUCCUCUAUCGCUACCCUUAUUCUGCAUUUGCACGCGAAAAAUAAUAAUAAUUUCAAACGCAGUGCAACGAGACGGAACUUGCCCCCUUCCCCCCCCGUCUCUCUUUUCCAAUCCUUACGUGCGUUUUUUUUCUCUCUCCCCUCCCCCCUCCCUGGCACACGCGCGCGCUAACUAUCUUUUUCAACAACUAUAUACCCCCCUCUCCUUUCACUGCUCUGGCGAAUAAAAAAUUAAAAAAAAAAAAAAAAAAGUUUUUUUCUUUUUGGUUUUGUUCAAUACCUCUGUGCUUGCAUAUAUAUACACGUACACGAGUGGUGUAUAAAAGUACGUGCUUUCCGGAGGGACGCGAGUGUCUUAAUCGUGCCUCUGGUGUUGCCGGAUAUCAUCGUCCCACCUCCUCCUCCUCUCUCCCUUCUCUGUAUAUAAAUACGCGUGCAUAUUGUGCACGUAAAAUAGGAACAGCAGAAGGUAGAAAGCCGCCGUGCUCCCUUGGAGGAGGUUUUGCCCGGGGUGUGCUGGUUGUACUCGAGUUUGGUGGGUUUUGACAGUAUGGAGUGCCUGGAGGCGCUGAAACGGGGCCGUAACUUUCGACUGCUCGCCGACGAUGAAUUGCCCCGGCUCCUGGACUUUCUCGACGCCUACCUGCCCGAGUCUCUCAAAUUCCACCAGACCCUGCUGACCUACAUGCGCAACAGAGUGUGGGAGUUUCACUUUUACGUAGCCAACGACUGGCCGGAAGUACCUAUGUGCCUCCACUUUCCCGGUAUGACACUGUCGUGCCACGGUCUGCUGUACGAAAGCGUGGGCACGUUUUGUCCGAACGACAGACUGGACUGCCUGCAGUUGCUGCGGGAGGAGGACGUCCUCGUUAACUGGGCCAAGCCACUGUACAUAAACUUCGUCCACUCGGACAUAGCGGAGGAGCUGGCGAGGCUUUACGAGGGCCACGGUAGCAUCGAGCGAGUCUACGGUGACGUCUGGGCCUGCGAUGAGCCCGAGAAAACGGAACAGUCCGACGACGAAGUUGGGCCUGACAACGUGGACGUGCAGGUGCUGCCACUGAGAGCCGAGCACGCCGAGGGUAUACACGAGCUCUACCCUGCGAACGACAUGGAGUGCCACGAGCUGUUUCUACGGCUGAUCAAAAAUCUGUCGGCUGCCGGUGUGUUCGCUAACGGCAGCCUGGCCGCCUGGAUGGUGCAGUCGUACUACGGUGCCAUGUUCUCGAUGCAGACCAAACCCGAGUUUCGCAGGAAAGGAUACGGCACCAAACUGGCGAGGUUCCUAACGAGAAGGGUGGCCGAGAACGGCUACAAGCCAUUCGUGGUGAUAAGACCGGAGAACGAGGCUAGCCAGAGCUUGUACAAAAAGCUCGGCUUCCGCAAGCUCUACACAAUAGUGCGGAUGACGUUUGUACCGCACACGUGGCAAGAACCGGACAACAACAACGACAACCGUGAAAACGGUAACGACGACGACGACAACCCGAUUCUCCUCAUCAACUCCGUGAAAAAGCUCAACUUGGAGCAGAGGAUCGUCGACGCGUUGCAGGCGACGGAAAACGGCAAACACGUGGUUGUCGACGAUGAUGAUGACGAAGACGAGGAGGAGGAGGAGGAUUACGCCAAGGUCGACGAGGUGUUGGAGCCGAUAGACGAGCGACCCGAGGAGACGAGCGAACAGCCGAACGUCGAUGGUAAUUAGGGUAUAAGUUGUACAUUUUUGACGCUUCGUUUAGUCUUCCUCCCGUGGAGGCCCGGAAAAUUUUUUUUUUCAAGCUUAUAAAGUACGUUCCUUUCGUUUCCAUGUUUUUUUUUUUCUAUUUCGACUUACAUGACGUAUGGUGUCGUUAUAGGCAUUUCUGUGGAUUUUUAUCGGUUCAGAAUAUUUUUUUCGUCACGUGACUAUAGAUUGGAAAGAAGGGAAAUUUCCAUUUAUUUAUUUUUUUCUUUUUU